Messenger RNA from Pollicipes pollicipes, 3865 nucleotides. RefSeq names its product glycine receptor subunit alpha-4. Gene Ontology annotation, molecular function: transmembrane signaling receptor activity; extracellular ligand-gated monoatomic ion channel activity. The coding region runs from base 1528 to 3111 and encodes 527 amino acids. The record is from RefSeq and is a predicted model, not a curated record. Gene Ontology annotation, biological process: monoatomic ion transmembrane transport. Lineage: Eukaryota; Metazoa; Arthropoda; Thecostraca; Pollicipedomorpha; Pollicipedidae. The transcript is spliced from 3 exons. Gene Ontology annotation, cellular component: membrane.
CCCGCCGUCUCCAGUUCGGCGGCCGGCGUGUACGGCACGCGUGGCUUCGGCGUUCGUUUGGGCCGGUCCAUGACCUUGAAAAUAAAGUUCACUCCGGUCAACAAUGCUUGUUUCAUUGGCACUGGGGUGGGGAGGGUAAGGGGACGAGGUGGCGGACCGGCUCGCUUUGUGCUGGCGAUGUAUUUGACAGAGAGCACUUAAAUUUGCAUCAGUGCAACUUACGUCAUCAGCUAUUUGCCCCCAUGCUUUCACCAAUCCGUUUGCGACACCUUUGUUUGCAUCAAUCAAUGUCUUACCAUUCGUUAGUACGCCGACAGUCCAAUGUGAACGCACUACGAUUUAUAUCCAGCAGUCUCAUACGUUUCUGCGCUGGAUGAGAACUGGCACCCCAACCAUCGCUGCCGCAAAAAGACUAGCUCAACCAAGGUGAUGCCAGCACAAACACGCAACAAUAAUUCGUCGCCUUUUCUGAAGACACUUCACCUAGGCUAGCAUAACCCAAACACAUCGAGGCUCUCAAACAAUUUCUGUCGGGCUACGCCACGGCCCCAAAUUUUGCUUUCGUUGGCGGCGUGUUGCCCAAUUGGCGUUCGCCCACAAGAACGUACGCAGCCAUGAGUUCGGGUCUGGCUUCAGUCCGUGUGCAUUUUACAAAGUUAAGGAGCAUGGCAGUUACAUAAUGCGUUAAAAAAUACCCUCCAGAAAAAAAUCGGUUCACUGCUUUUGCUUAUAUGUACCUACGGCUGCGAGACAUCAGAGAUCAUACAUCGUUCACCACCGUAGCGCAAAUCUCACGUCGGGGCCCUGAGCUAAUUUCACCAAUAACAGGCACACGCAUGCGAGUUCAAAAGUUUUUACACAAAUGCAAUGCGAAUUACUGUUGGCCACGCCAUCCUACUGUUUGCUUUAUUUUUUUCAUUUUUCUUUUGCUCUGAUACAAAUGACGAGGAUUAACUUUAGUGAAAGAGGGGUCAGCUUCCUUGUACCAAACGAAGUGACUCGCCCUUUCCUUCGCGAGGGGCACAUACCUUUCGAUGCGAUUGCAGUCCUACGUGCUCCCUUUCCAAACUUACUGCGCAACAACAGUGAGGAUCAGCGUCAGUGCCCUCGAUCGGGAACAUGACCUCUGCACAUUCAUAAGGAUACGCAACAAACAUACCAUGAACAUAUCUGCUGUGCAAAAUACAAACCGGUAUUACUGGCACGCCUACCUGUGAACUAUUGACCCGCAUUACCCCAAUACCCAUAUAACCUUCCUAAUGAGGUAUUUCCGUUGUCGCCAAAAGCGCAUAUCCUGAGGAGAAGUACCAUGAUAAUAGGCCACGAGCUAAAAUUGGAGAACAGAACAACGAACGUCGAGAACACGGCAAAAACGGCACAAAUAACAGCACAUGGGUAGUCAUCAGAACAGGCAACAUCUUUCCACCGGUACACAAGUGGAGUGAAACAAUUGACAAACGAUCCAAAUAAUGUGACAACGAAAUAUUUGCCGAUCCUUUAGCUGACCGCAAGUCUUAAACUGCAGCUAUGACAGAGAUACGGGCCCUGACACGCAAUCUUGCUCUGCUGGUGUUGUUGGUGUUUGUGCCGACGAGUUUACAACAACCUGGAUCCGGCAGCUCGACCGCAGGACCAGUCGACGGAGGCACUACGGCGGCCACAGUCCCCAAGGUUAGGUGGUCCAGUCGGCCGAGACACAGACACCCGAUAGUUCACGGUCAUGACGACGACCACGACAUGCCUGAGCACGGUCACCACCGAGACCACACGAACGACUUGCAUAAGCACGUGGAGCACGUCAAGAUACCUGGAGAUCACGACGCUGCGCAUCACACGCCUUGGAAGAUCACAGGCCCCGGUUACGAUAUUCGAGACCAGCCUCACGGUCGCGUUAUAGGGGAGCCGAUCCAUGCCGAACUGAUCGCCUACUCGGACUUCAUCGAAGCCAUCGACGAGAAGAACGGAGAAGUGAUCGCCGCCAUUUUCAUCAAGGUGAAGUGGCAGGACAGUCGUCUCAGGCCACUGAAUGAUAUUCUUAAGGAGACAGCAGGUUUUUCAAGGGACAAGCUUUCUCUCCCCGGCGAGAUGAAGGAGAAGAUCUGGGUGCCCGACCUGUACCUGCCGAUGGCGAGAAAGGUAUCCGUGCCCACCAUUCACCAGCCCGCCGAGGCCAUAAUCCUCAAGCAGAACUACUCCGUCGAGUACUCCGCAUUCUUCGUCAUCGCCUUCAAAUGCACAAUGACCUAUAAAAACUACCCCAUGGACGAGCAGGACUGCAACUUGGAUAUCAUGAGCUACACGCACAACAACAAACAGCUGAGACUGAACUGGGGUCCCAUCGGAUUGGAGGGAGCGCGGGAGAUACGCACGAAACACUUCGUCGUGGCCGUUCUCCGCCCGAAGGGGAGCAGUCACUUCGUACAGCCAAAUCAGGACGGUCCAAAGGACGUUCUCCGGAUCAAAUUCUACCUCAAGCGCCACAUAACCUUUCACCUGAUCCAGACGUACGUGCCGUCCAUCAUGCUGGUCAUCGUCGGCUGGCUGUCGCUGCUGGUGCCGCUCGACUUUGCGUACGGCCGCAUGGUGCUGUCCGUCACCACGCUGCUGGUGCUGGUGUCCAUCUUCGUCACCACCAGCCAGACAACACCCGGCGUCAACGAGGUGAAGGCGCUGGACGUGUGGCUCUUCAUGUGCAUAUUCUUCGUGUUCUCCGCCAUCGUGGACUGCAUCGUGGACCUACGCUUCCUAUCGAUGGUGGAGAAGGAGUCGCAGAUCGCCGGCGAGGAGGGCACCCAGCUGGACGACGUGGCGCCGGUGGUGGACGAACGGCUGCGCGCCAGCCAGGGCAGCCGCGGCGCCGUGGCCGCCGCCUCCAACACCUAUCGCUCCUACAGCGUCGUCUUCCACGGCAACAACACCCCAUUCCAGGCGGACAAAGAGGUACUAAUUGCGACGCCUGCAGUGCUCAAGUGGCUCCGCCUGGCCGUCUACCUGGAGCGGGGUAUGACGGUGGUGUACCCCACCCUCUUCGCUCUGUUCAUGGCCGUCUACUGGUCCGUCUACCUGACUGCCAGCAACAGAAAGGCGAUGUUGGAGGCUGAGGAAGACUGACUGCUACCAACUUGUCUUGUCAACUGCAGAGAACCAAACUGUGUCGGUAGCAGCACCAAUAUUAGUGGGAAUAGCGAAAUGGCUUGACUUGAGAAUAACUGAAUAUGAUGGCUGUGCCGUUUUAUGUCCCCCCGCAACUUGUCCUUCAACAGUUUCAGCUAUUAACACUGCAGUCUUACUCUGCAAACUACGCUGGUGUUACUGAAUUGUGGUUUUGUCAAUAAAACGAUGUUUCUUUAAAUGGUCUUUCAGCCAACUUGCAGGAGCUUUUAAUGGUCUCUCAGCUAACAGCCCACCUCCUUGCAGGGCCUUUCAGCCAAUGACGAGACAUCCUUGCAUGAGAUGCGAAACAAAGAAAUACAUGUGAUGAACUCUGAAAAGUACAGGCAUUCAUCAGGCAUGCACACGGGCUACCCCCGAGAGGAAGACGGUAACAAGUAUAUCCCCCAUGGGCUUUUUUAGGCACUAUGCUAUUCAAAGUGCUCUUUGUAACUUUGUUUAUGCCUGGUGAGUAAGGAGGGGGACGCCCCUGACCUAGGGAUGAAAUCCUUCUUGACUGGGCAUAAAUGGCCUGUUCGAUGUUUGUGUGUGGUUUGAAACAGAUGUAGCCAUUUCAAUAUGAUUCACUGCAAUUCACAAUGCCCCUUUUAAGGCUUCAAAUCAGCUAGCUUUUGGGUCCGGGUACACUUUCCUACCUAACGUUACAAAAAAUUAUUGUACACCAUUUGUGGUGUUUAAGGCAGGACAUAUCGUA